AUGGGGUCUCCCGGUGUCGCGAGCUUCGACGAUGCUAUCUCUCCUCUACGCCAGGCGCCCCCAGAUCCAACACCGUUUACGUACAACCUCUGGGGUCUUCCGACACGUUUAACGGUCUUUCUUCUUGCGCUCCAUCUUUUCGCUUCUGUCAAGAUCAUCCUCCGCAUUGACCGCAUUCCCGGAACAACCUUCUUUUCCCUCGACCAACACCCCGACGAGCCCCAUGACAAACAAGCUUGGGUUACCGCGGGCACACAACCUUUCGCCGAUGCUAGGCAGGUGUCAACGAGGAGCAUCAAGUCCCCGAUCGCCACGCGGCACACCGCCUACGAACAAACCCGAACCAUCCACAAACGAGCCGCCUACGAACGCUCUGCGCUCAUAAGAACCGUCUACGAGCCCAUGGCUGGUGCUUGUAUGACGUUCCUAUGUCUCUACACGCAGGAGCACGCGCGACCUAUCUAUCACUGCGAUGAGAGAUUUCCUUCGAAUGUCAGAAUGGACACCACCCGUUGUCAUGAAGGUGCCAAGGGCGUGACAACCGACACCGGGAACCGGGAGAUAGAACACUACCAGUCAGUGACAAGGAAGAACAAGAGAAGAGCGAGGCAUAGAAGCGCUGAGCACGGCAAGGUUUUGAUUCAGACACAAGCACACACAAGCCCAAGGCCUACCCCAUGCGCAGACGAGUACCUCUGCUGUGGCUUUACCGUCAACGUCAGCACUCUGCCCAGGAGAGCACCUCAUCGCGGCCGCACUCUCCCCGGCUUUGCGGCCGUUGCUCCUGUUGAGCCACGCGAGGGUCAUGCAAAGGGUUCGACUGCCUACUACCCGGUCUUCGAACGGCCACGAAUGAACAACAAGGAGGACAAGACGCAAACGAGCGAGGCCCGGAUGGGACCCAAAGCGAAGGGCUCAUAUUAUUCCCCCGACGCACUCGCCACCAUGGUCGCCAUGCUCUCUAGCACCUACACCGACAUCGUCACCGUGACCAUCAUCCCCGCUACCGACCUGAUCACUUUCACCGCCACCGCGACACUCACCGUCUCCGCCAUCAAGACGGCCCAAGCCGCCUCCAGCCCGGUCUCCAUCGUCCCUCUCAUCUGCAAACCCCGUAACAACGUCAUUGCCUGGCAGACCUUCACCUCGAUCCCGUCCGGCACCAGCGGCGCGCUCACGCCCACUUGGACGCUCGACUGCAACGAGUAUCUCGAGCUGACGGAGUUGGAGUCGAGCACAAAAAGCCACCUGGACGCUCAGUCGACUGAGUGCCAGGACAGUCCAGCAGUCCCGGUUGACAAGCGCACCGACGCCAUCACCACCCUCGAGGCCCGCAAAAUCUCCACUAGCGCUCCCCAGCCAGGAAGAUGUCAAGAAGAAGCGCAAGGCGGAGGCUCAGGGUGGCCGGGUGAUAAACGCGUGUAUCUAGGUAGAGGAAGUCAGCUGUAUCAGUGGCGGAUGAUGAGUUUGGCUGGGGAUGAGAGGAUAUGUAGUGAACGUGAGGUUGAGAAGAGUACAAUCAAGCUCCCGCCAGCCAGCCAGCAUCUCAAUCCAAGCACACGCCUCCCACCAAGAUACAAUCCCUACCUGACCAGAAUGAAGCUCACCACCCACCACCUCCUCUCCCUCUUCAUCGCCAUCGCGGCCGCGGCGCCCAUCGACAAGCGCGGUGAUGACAAGAACGUUGUUCAGGGCAUGUAUCUAGCUAGGGAAAAGACCUGGGUAGUAAAGGUGGAGGAUGAGGUGCUGUUUGAUUUCAGCCCGUAG
Molecule: messenger RNA, 1767 nt
Organism: Neurospora tetraspora
Lineage: Eukaryota; Fungi; Ascomycota; Sordariomycetes; Sordariales; Sordariaceae
Exons: 12
Coding region: 1-1767 (588 amino acids)
Source: RefSeq, a predicted model, not a curated record